UUUGUGUUGAAGAUUCUAUGUUGUACCAAAUACAUUAUAUCGUUUAAUGAGUGAGCGUAAAGAAAUCGAUGCGUCAAUACAACAUCGUUACAGGAAUUUUGGAUUUUAGAUAUCGUAUUAAUAACAAUACGGAUAUGAUCGGGGAGAUUAACAUAUGUGAGAAAGUUGUCUGGUAGAUAUUGGGGAUUGUAUACUAAUCGCUGUUAUUGAACGCGCUAACAAUAAAAGGUUAAUUUGUUUUCGCUCCACGUUCAUAUUUCAUGCAUCAACCUUUCUGAAUGACAUUGCUUGAAAUGAAUAAAAACCCCAAUAUCAAGUGAUUUGACGUCUGAUGAUGUAAUGACGUAUGUUUGAUGAAUGAAGUACAACACACUGUAGAUUGAUUCAUGGAUCAAUCUAUAGAAGAUGUCAAGACUCUGACUAUUAGGGUGAUCGACCAUAUGUGUAAAAUCCCCUCAGACCAAGGAUAUAGUUCAGAUGAGUUCAAAUCAAUCAUUCACCUUUUCGACAGGAGUUUUUUUGCCAUCGAGAAUCCUAGAAACCUAGUGGAAGAUUAUCGCCUUUGGAUAGCUACGAAAGUGUUAUCUAGCGGCGAAUACCCCUACCGUCUUACUCAGAUCUUUACAAACUUGGGAGAAUAUUCCUUCGGAUCUCUGAGUGUUGGGAAAGAAUCCUACAAUGAACAGUACAUUGAAUUGCUAUCAUCAUUUCAGUUGACUCUGUGCAAUUAUCUUGAACUAAGUGAAUUACUGGCAGAGAAAAUGUCAAUGCAAGAUGCUUAUUUGAAGGAAAUAUAUCGUAUUCAUCAAGCCAUAUUGUUAUACGACGGAAUUUGUGCUGAAGAAAAGAAAAUCACGUUGGUGGUAGAAAUAGUUGUAAAAACCCUUUACAACAUGCUGCAACACGAAAGCCCAAUAAUAUGUUUUGCCUUCAAAAAGCAUAAUCUCAUAGAUAUUGUUACACAUUAUUCAAAGUCCACGAAUACUAAUUUGCAAAUAGCCUCUUAUCUAAGCUUAGCGUACAGUUAUAAUGAAGAAGAUCAGCUAAUACCUGGGGAUAACGAAAAUAUAAUUUUUUUGGUAAAUAUGCUCGCUUCUGCUCUUGAUAAACCCUCAACAAGGAUAUAUGGUUACUCAUGUGAAGAAAUCUUAAAAGGUUUGAGACUAUUGGCAUCUAGUGAUCAAAACAGACAGUUCAUAUGCCAGUCGGCUAUAUUGCAAAGCAUCCAGUGCACUAUAAAAACACUGAAAGGAAAAGUAUUAGAAGAAGUUAUACUGUUUCUAUUGAAAUUAACACUCAACUCUGGAAUAAGAGACAGAAUAAGAAGAGACUUUGGGGUCGUAUUGAAGGAUUUAGACAUAUCUUUCAAAGCGGAAGAGUCUGAAACCUCAAACAACAUAAAGAAGGCACUUGAUAGCAUUUUAUGGCAGAUGAGUCAAGAUAAGAAUUCACUAGAUUAUGAAUCCAACUUAAAUUCUUCUACGCAACUUGAACAUUUAAUGAUAAGUUAUAGUCAUAAACAGAAAGAAAUUGCAAUAAAUCUUACAAAACAUUUAAAAGAAAAAGGAUAUAAGGUAUGGUUUGAUCAAGACAAUCUGAAAUAUGCUGCAAAUACAUUUAGAAGUAUGGCUGAAGCCAUAGAAAAAUCUUAUGCUGUAUGUAUUAUAUAUUCCGAAAAUUAUAAAAAUAGCGAAUAUGCUGAAAUGGAAGCAACAUAUGCAGUUUGUUUGAAAAAACCAAUUAUUUGUUUACGUGCACAACGUGACUACAAACCAAAGGGUUGGCUAGGUCUUAUAACUGCUCGAGAAAAUCGUAUUGACAUUUCUGGAAAGUAUCCAUUUGAUGAGUAUUUUUCUACUUUAUGUCGAAGAAUUGAUGAAUGCAUUAAAAUCAAAACGGAUCAUUAUGGUUGAUCACAAAUAUUUCUUGAUUUAAUAUUGGCGUGAUUUUUGAAUAGACGAAAGAAUUUUACGCGCCUGGCAACAAAUAACCUCGAAACAUAACUGACAGUGUGUGUAAUCAAGUUCAAACUUAAAACAAAUGUGAAGAUUGUAUGUUUUUGAUUUGAUUUUUUAAAUGACAUUGUAUACUGCAUACAUUUCAGAUAUCUCUAUGCAAGGAAUUAUGAGAGCGUAUACUUCCAUUUAUUUUAAAUCUUCUUGGUGGAAUGUUCAUGGUUUACUAGAUUUCAUUCUUUAUCUUUUAUUUACUUAUUGAAAUUUCUAUUUUCUUGAUGAUUUCUUUCGAAAAAUUUCAUUACUUUGUUUAAAAAACAAAAUCAGCUUUCUUUAUCUUGGUUCAUCCAAGUAUCAUUGUUAAACACUAGUGGAAAAGGUAUAUGUUACAUUGCAUUUAAUAGUGUUAUGUCUACAAUUAACAUAUUUUGAGAAUGAAGCAUACUUGGAAGAAUUUCGUCAUGAUAAUGUAACUGUUGAAGUGUAACUUUUAUCCCAUAUUCUAAAUAAAACAGUUAUGACUUAUAAAAAUUGAUCCGUUGAAUGUUGUUUAGUCCAAAAUUCUGUAAUGCUUCCAACUAAACAUUAAAUAUUUUGGUGACAAUUCAAAUGUUUUCAUGUUUCAAUAAAAAAAGGAUGAGAAUAUUCUUAGAAUAAGAUAGUUUCAAUGUACGUUGUUACUUUUGACCCAUCUACAAUGUACAAUUUGAUAAGUAUAAUUGAUUGAAGCAACUAAAAAGUUUGGAAUGUUUGAAAAAAAUACUUGAUACCAGGAUAAUGUAAAAUCAUUUAUAAAACGUAUUUGUAGUAAGGCGCCUGUUUGAAUGUUUCAGACGGAUAUUUUUAUAGGUAGUUGAAAUAAUAGUUCUAGAAUAAUAUCACACAGUAUUAACAAAGAUACAUAAGGAAUAUACAAUAAUAAAAAGGAAUUAUCAAUAAUCAUAAAUGAAUCGUUGAAUAACAGAAGUGUAAUAUGUAAGCUUAUGUUUACUGUUGUUCGUUGUAGAACUUUUCAGUCUGUUGUGUAAAGUAACCUUGUAUCUAGUUCAAUUAAUUUAGAUUUAUGUGAAACUACUCAUUUUUUAAUUCAUUUUAAACUAGACUUCCAUCUAUCGCUGUGAACAAACGAAUAUGUAAUGUCACGGAUUGAAAUUAUGAGUCAUUUGAAGUUAGACCACUAUGGAAACCCUGGAAGCACUGGACGGCCGUCUCCUCCUAGUAUGGAACUCCUCAACAGUGCGCAUCCACGACCCACACAACGCGAGUUUUGAAACUAGAUAUCAUCCUCGUUUUUUCUUCUAGAUAAAACAUUGAUGGUUUCUAUGACACUCUUACUAUCCAAUUCUACUGUCUAUAGUGUAUAUUCAAUGUUAGUUUAUGAGGAAACUUAUCAUUAAUUGGAUUUAAUCAAGUUUAUUUUAUAUUGGUAUUAGGUUUUCCCAUUUGUGUUAAAUGAAAUUAACAAAACAUUCUAGAAAAAUCAUUUUCUGACUAUGGACUAUCGUAUUACAUGAUCAAGAAUGUUUUUUAAUGAUUUCUUUCACUUUGUAUAGACAUAUUAGUACUGUUCGAUAGACGUUUAUAGAACUAGGUGAAAUAUUUUAUUUUUAAUAGAAACACAUAGACUGCCUAAUAGACAUACAAACUGUUAUUGAUUAUGCGAAGAUAAACAAUUCCCCAUAAAUUAUUAUGAUCUUACAAGUUGA
This is a messenger RNA of Schistosoma bovis, 3661 nucleotides long. The record is from the annotation of a GenBank genome assembly. Lineage: Eukaryota; Metazoa; Platyhelminthes; Trematoda; Strigeidida; Schistosomatidae.